This is a messenger RNA of Blastomyces dermatitidis ER-3, 2472 nucleotides long. RefSeq lists its product as uncharacterized. The transcript has 3 exons. The coding region runs from base 191 to 1933 and encodes 580 amino acids. The record is from RefSeq and is a predicted model, not a curated record. NCBI's taxonomy places the organism in Eukaryota, Fungi, Ascomycota, Eurotiomycetes, Onygenales, Ajellomycetaceae.
UUCACCAUCUUGAUCAGUGUCUAUUUGAUUUGUCUCCUAUAUAUACACAGCUUAUCUGCUAUAGCUAUUGCGGGAAAGCUAACUAUGUUGAAGACCCCGCGCACCACGCCGUACUUCUGGUGCAGCAGGUCCUCCAUAUGAUGUUGCGAAUACCAAGACAAAGACCACCGUCGCGAAACCUCCGCCUAGAAUGACCAAGCUAGGGCGUGUCAAGAAGUCUACUGGAGCACGACGUGGCCCGUCGAGGACUUCUAAGAAAGACCCGUGGAGGGAAGAGCAAUUGACAACCAGCACAAAUUCGCCUCUCAUUCAUCUUGACCUCGUCAAACUACUAGCGGACCCCAGGACAUGGACCUGUCUCGAUGAAGAUGAGAAGAAGGAAAUCAUAGCUCUACUUCCUGAUGAGAUACAGCGGCAUGCUGACCCGGGCCCAAAUUCCGAAGGCCAAAAAGAUAGUGGUGCACAUGUCAUUCCGCCACUCCCUGAAUCCUUUGUGCGCUAUUCUAAUAACUGGCGUGAUGCUGUGCGCCAAUUCCAGGCCGACUUGGAGACGGGCAAGUAUGAUCCAGAAUGGCAGCGCCAGGCAGCAGAAGCGAUGGAAGAGAGAGCGCAGGGGAAGUUCGAUAAGUUCAAGGAGGACCAAUUCGAGGAGUUCUGGGGACAGAAACAGAAACUUGACUAUGAUGUUAUUGCGGGAGAAAGUAGCAGGGUGAAGUUGGGGACUUUGGUUGAGAAUGGUGUCGUUAGAGUUGGUGAUGUCUGGAGAUAUUCGAGGUCGUUUGGCAGGGGACGUGAAAAGCUGCUGCUCGAGAAGGAGGUUCGGAUUGUGGACAGAGAUGGCUCUACUCUCACUUUCGCAAUUCCUCCUGGCCAGCGUGUAUUUCUAUGUGAUAAUUCUGACAUGGCCCCGAAAUCUUCGCGCGAGAAUAUUCAGACGGAAACUAUCGACACAGAAGCUAUCGACACAGCGCCAAACGGAGUAAAUAAUGGCUCUUCGCCAGCUGAACAAGCUUCUCAGGAGGGCCAGGUUGGUCCAAUAUCCGACCCCGUUACAAGUUCAAGGCCUGAUGGGACCACUCCCAAUGGAUAUGUAAAUCCGACAUUAGAUACUCCGCCUACGGUUGCUGACAACCAUCUUGCCAGUGAAUCCAUGGAGGGCACAGGUUUUGACCGUACUGAUACACCAGUAAAAUCUUUGAGCCCCGCCGCUGGGCCGGAACCCAUGAAUGUCGAUAACUGGUGUGAUAAUAUACUUCCAGGAAUCUAUGAGAUGGCUUCAGCUGAUUCCGACUCGGGGCUGUCAUCAGCAGUAGAUAUGUCCUCUCCCCUAUCUUGGAGGGAGGAAACGAAGUUUCCGGCCACUGGCGCAACGGACAUCGGAAUCACUGCUACUGAACUAAUCGCGGAAGCCUUACAGAUGGAUACGACACUAGAUGAAAAACCUGUCGUGGAUCGCUUGAGCGAUCCACCUUCCGACGUACCGGCGACAGCUAAUGGCGGUGAUGCCAUUAACGCUGGUGCGGAGGCUGGAGUCAACGAUGUCCAACUGAAAGGCCCCAUGGAGUCAGUUCCACCGCGCUCUCAGUCUCCUGCGAACUCUGUUGUCAAUGGUGACACGACGGAAGCCACACUCGCUGCUGGAGUUCCAGCCCUUUCCAAGCACGAAACGACAGCGGAGCCCACAGGUGAAACUACCGCUCCCACCGCACCAGAACCUACAUCGGAACAAGCCCAAGAAUCCAUUCCCAAAGACAUAAUAUUCAGCGGCGUUUCCGGACCUGGCCGUCUCUCUAACAAAAUCCUAGAAAUUGACGGCCGUAUCACUCAGCCUCCCAACGGAAACGCCUGGAAAGAGUUCCGCUGUUACAGGGAUAACCAGGAUAUAGGAAGCUUGUGGGAGUGCAGGCAGUCGUGGUUUGUGAGGAACAAGUGAUGGGGCAUGAUGAACUGAAAUGUUCUUCAGCCUCUUUUUGCUUUUUAACAUUUCCGAUCCCUAGCCAUCCUGUCCUCCUCAGGUUGCAUUUAUAGUGCAGGUGAAUAAUCCCCGUACCACCCUCCCAUCAACUUGGUCUAUCAAAUAUGCAUUGAUAAACGCUCAAUGAGCUUUGAUCCACCACGAUCUUGGCAAGUACAAUCCUUUACACUGCCCAAACUCUUUCUUUUUUCGCGACCUUUAUUUUACUUCAUAUUUUUUGCAAAAUUCCUCUUCUUUUUUUCACUUUCUUUCUCUGGAACUCGCGGGAUCCUGAAGAUCAUUUUCAAUGUAUCAUGUGGGCACGGGAUCUGAUAUUUGUACUGGACAAUGCUGGCGUUCUUUAUGAUUGAAGAACAAAACCUUUGCAUCGCAAAUCAUAAAUUUUUGCCACUUAGAUGUAGAAUAGCCACCGGGAAACUUCAUUAGGGUUAUUUAACUGUCCUUCCCGGUUAAUGGGGAUUUGAGAUCAAUUAAUGAUAUACCACAAUACCUUCCUC